Messenger RNA from Trifolium pratense (red clover), 1941 nucleotides. Its product is annotated as UDP-glycosyltransferase 1-like. The transcript has a single exon. The record is from RefSeq and is a predicted model, not a curated record. NCBI's taxonomy places the organism in Eukaryota, Viridiplantae, Streptophyta, Magnoliopsida, Fabales, Fabaceae. Gene Ontology annotation, molecular function: UDP-glycosyltransferase activity. The coding region runs from base 204 to 1637 and encodes 477 amino acids.
UGAACUUUCUAGUUAUUGUUAACACAACAUUUAUUCCUAGCCACAAAUUUAAAAAAAAAAACAUAAUUCACAAAAUAAUAUAUUUUUUUGAAGCAAACAUAAUCUUACCCCCAACUAUAGUGUCCUUAAAUACACCCUUGUAUCUUUCUUCUUUCAUGUAUAAUUCAUUCACCACAAAAUAAUAUUCUCAUAUCUUCUCAAAUAUGGAGGACACUAUAGUUCUAUACCCUGCUCUUGGUAGUGGACAUUUGAUGUCCAUGAUUGAAUUUGGAAAACUAAUAUUAACUAACCACCCUUCAUUUUCCAUCACUAUUCUCAUUCUUACACCACCUAACAAAAACAUAACCAACAAAGACACAAACCAAAAAACCCUUACUCCAGAAGAACAAUACUUAGCUUCAGUUUCAGCAACAUUUCCCUCAAUUAAUUUCCACUACAUUCCUCCAGCUUCAUGCCCUAUAACACUUCCACCACACUUCAUCACCUUUGAAGUCUCUCACCAAAGCAACAACCAUGUUGAAAAUUUUCUCCAUUCAAUUUCCAAAACCACAAACCUCAAAGCUGUUAUUUUAGAUUUCUUGACUUAUAAUGCCUCAAAAGUUACCACCAAACUUCAAAUCCCUACUUACUUUUACUUCACCUCAGGAGCUAUCAUUCUUUCCAUUUUGCUUAAUUUCCCAACAGUUUACCAAAAUGCUACAAAACCCAUUAAGGAUCUUCCUAUACCUCUUAAUAUUCCCGGGUUACCGAGGAAUCUUUCGACGGAUGAUUAUCCCGAUGAGGCCAAGGAUUCUGAGAAGUGUCAAGUUGUGCUUGAUUCCGCGAAAACAAUGAGACAAAGUGUGGGGAUUAUUGUGAAUACUUUUGAUGCUAUUGAAGGAAAGAUUAUUAAAGCUUUGAAUGAAGGGUUCUGUGUUCCUGAUGGAAAAACUCCAUCCAUUUUUUGUAUUGGACCUUUAGUUACAUCUUAUGGAGAAGAUAAAAAUGGGUGUUUGAGUUGGCUAGACUCGCAGCCUAGACAAAGCGUCGUGUUUUUGAGUUUUGGAAGCAUGGGACAAUUUUCUAAGACUCAGUUGAAUGAGAUAGCUAUUGGAUUGGAGAAAAGUGAGCAAAGAUUCUUGUGGGUCGUUCGGAGUGAUUUAGACUCCGAGAAACUAAGUUUGGACGAAUUGCUGCCAGAAGGGUUUUUGGAGAGGACAAAGGAGAAAGGAAUGGUGGUGAGAAAUUGGGCCCCACAAGGUGCAAUAUUGCAUCAUGAUUCUGUGGGUGGAUUUGUGACUCAUUGUGGGUGGAAUUCAGUGUUGGAAGCUGUUUGCGUAGGAUUGCCAAUGAUUGCGUGGCCUUUGUAUGCAGAACAAAGGUUAAACAAGUUUAUUUUGGUUGACGAAAUGAAUGUGGCUUUGGAACUGAAUGAAUCAAAAGAUGGGUUUGUGAGUGGAACUGAGUUGGAAGAUCGAGUUAAAGAAUUGAUGGACUCGGAUAAAGGAAAAGAGAUUAGACAAAGGAUUUUCAAGAUGAAAAUUAGUGCUAAGGAGGCAAGUGAAGAAGGUGGAAGUUCACAUGUUGCUUUGAAUAAGUUGGUUGAGUUUUUUAAGCAGAAGAUUAACUAUUAUGAUAUGGUUGAUGAUAUGGCUUAGUUUGCAACAUGAUUUGGAUAUUAUUGGAACUUAUCACAUUUUUAAAAAUUAUAUAUUUUUAUUUUUAGGUAACUUAACAUGUGCCCUUAAGGCACAAGUUAACAUGACCUUUUAAAUAAAUGUAGAAAUUGUGAUUCAAAUGUGUGUAAAACUAGUAUAUUAUAAGAUCAUUUAAAUGUUGUUUUAUUGCUGUUAUGUCCUUUUCUUCUCUCUUUUUUGUAAAUAAUUGUAGUGGGAAUAUCAAUUUAAGUUUGUCCUAUGUAGAUAAUAGGUAUCGAAACUUGUGAUCAUAUUUGUUCUCUCA